UGAGAAUGAAAAAUAAAAUGACAGCUUAACUUGCAAAUGUAAUUAAUUUGUUACCUGUGUGAAGCAACAAACUGUAGAGAAAAAGCUUGAAAAUGAAGUAAAACAAUUAAUGAAUAUUUUUACAAAUUCGGAACAGGAGAAUUGGAGCAAAUAACAGAAAUUUGAGCUCAUUGAUUGAUAAUAAUCUUGAAAAUAAUAUUCACUACGAAGACAUCAGUCGGAGUGAAAUGAUUGUUAAGGAGUGGAUCUGAACAGCAGAAAAAAACUUGAAACUAAUAUUGGAAAAAAAAUGUUUAAAGAACUAAACUGUAGUGGGUUUAUCUAAGUUUACUUACCGAAGUCUACGAAAUCGUUGACAAAAAAUCUUCGAGGAUCUUUCUUCAACCAAGUGAAGUGAAGGGAAUUAAAAAUUUCUCAAACGCCUUUUUGUUACUAGUGAUCGAACCCUAUCUUGAUGUCCUCGGCCGAUGCAGAAGAUACGGACGAAGAGCUCGAUGCGUUCUUACAGUUGGAGGAAGAUUUGCGAAACAUAAAAUCUGUGAUUCAUGUUACCCGAGAAAACAUCGACGCUCUAAAUGCAAAAUUUGCUGACUUUCAACAGCCCCCGGCGCUAUACCUGGAAGAGUAUCAAGAACUCACAUCAAAACUUCAUGAUCUUGAGAUCAAGGAACAGGAUCUUAUGGAAAAGAAGAUACAAAUGCAAAAUGAACAGUUAAGCGAACCCAGCGAACCUCCUGAUCCAGCAGAGCGUGUAGAGACUGAGAGCAUGUGCGGUACGCUAAGCAGACAGUCGAAAAUGUUACUACGAGCCUUCUUACCAAAUCAGCAACGUACAUCCGUGCAAGUAAUUCCAGGAAUGCGGUUAAAGGACGCCUUAGCGAAAGCAUUAAAACGCCGUAACCUUACUUGUGAGUUCUGUGAGGUAACUGCCGGUAACAGUAACUAUCCGAUUCCGUGGGAAACUGAUGUAAGCGCUCUAAACUGCGAUGAAGUGUUCGUUCGUAUCCUGGACAUUGGAUUCCCAACGUAUAUAUCGCAUCAGUUUAUCCGGAAAACAUUUUUUUCCCUUGCAUUCUGUGAGUGCUGCCGCCGUUUGCUGUUUACUGGAUUUUACUGCAAUCAGUGUAACUAUAGAUUCCACCAGCGAUGUGUCGAUAAAGUGCCACCUAUAUGCAGCAAGCGACACAUGGAUAGCACAUUUUAUCAUGUGCUUUUGGCCAACCCAGAAAGCACGGCUGGCAUCAUUAAUCCAGGGGCCGGUGGAUACAGUACGAGCUUGCGUCAUCCACGUUCUCUCAACCAGCAUGAUCGUUCCAAUUCGGCUCCAAAUGUUUGCAUUAAUAAUGUGAUAAAGCCAUUCUUCGGAGGAGAAAAUAGACAUGUGAUCAGCAAUCGACCGUUACAGGCACAAACAAAUCAAGAGCAUUCGCAUUCCACACAAGCAUCACCUACAAACACGUUAAACCAUAGCAAAAGACCGCGGGCUCGAUCAGCUGAUGAAAGCAAUAAGAAUCUGCUAUCUCCAAGGGAUUCCAAGCAAUCCGAUGAAAACUGGAAUAUCCAGGCAGAGGAAAUUUUAAUAGGACAACGAAUUGGUUCUGGAUCGUUUGGUACAGUUUAUAAAGCUCAUUGGCAUGGACCAGUGGCCGUAAAAACAUUGAACGUAAAAACCCCAAGUCCGGCACAGCUACAAGCAUUCAAGAAUGAAGUAGCAAUGUUAAAGAAAACACGUCAUUGCAACAUUCUACUAUUUAUGGGUUGUGUUAGUAAACCAUCUCUAGCGAUUGUGACGCAAUGGUGUGAAGGUAGCAGUUUGUAUAAACAUAUUCACGUUAACGAGACCAAGUUCAAGCUAAACACGCUGAUUGAUAUCGCUCGGCAAGCAGCUCAAGGAAUGGAUUAUUUACAUGCAAAAAAUAUUAUUCAUCGUGAUCUUAAGUCCAACAACAUUUUCUUGCAUGAUGAUUUUUCGGUGAAAAUUGGUGACUUCGGCUUAGCAACGGCAAAGGUACGGUGGUCCGGAUCCCAACAAUCGAAUCAACCAACUGGAAGUAUUCUAUGGAUGGCACCGGAAGUUAUUCGUAUGAAGGAGCAAAAUCCUUAUUCAUUUCAAAGUGACGUUUACGCUUUCGGUAUUGUACUAUACGAAAUGCUGACCGAGCAAUUGCCAUACAAUCACAUCAAUAACAAAGACCAGAUUUUGUUCAUGGUUGGCUGUGGAAAGUUACGGCCAGAUUCGACAAAAGUACGAACAGACUGCCCACAAGCUUUAAAGCGUUGUGUUGAGGAUUGCAUUAAGUUCAAUCGUGAUGAACGACCGCUCUUUCGAUUAUUGCUAAACAUGUUAGAAAAUAUGCUGCGAACCAUGCCUAAGUUCCACCGAAGCGCAAGUGAACCUAAUUUUACUCAGACCCAACUACAAAAUGACGAUUUUCUAUAUAUGUGUUCAAGUCCUAAGACACCGGUAAAUUUCCACAACUUUCAAUUCUACAACGGUGCAGGAAAUUAUUAAGCUAUUCAACUGAUAUAAUAGUCGUUACUAGAAACAUGCUUUAUUGUUUUAUAAAAUAAACAGAUUCAUCUUGUUAGUUUCUCGCGUAGAAGUGUAGAAUGCAGUAAAUCUUGCAAAAAGACCAUCGCAUGGUAUAAGAAUGAUAGUAAAAACAAAUUAAACAAGUACGACAAAAGGACAGGAAUUUUGUCAUGAAAAAUCCAAGCGUUAGAUACAACUACUUACUAUUGGUUUAUUUUUACUUAAUUUGUGUAGCACGCAUGAAUGAUAGCUUAUUUGAAUAAAAUCUCAUACAUUUUUUUAAACGAGAGAAAACCGAUUUAAACCAAUUGCUUUACCCAUUAAAUGCACAUGACUAGAACUUUAUUCAAUCCAUAAUACAGAUAUAUGCUAUUAAUGAGGACCUAAGGCAAUAGCGUAUCGCAAAUAUUAGCGAAAGUCGAAUUUCGAGAUUUUCAGUCAAAUUAUAGCUAGUUUACGUAUCAUUUUGCUUGAAGAGGUAGAGCGUUUCUACAUACAGCGUAACGUCGAUUAUCCGGGCAGCUCGGGACCGGGCGGUUACCGGUUAAUCGAUUUGCACGCAUGAUCCAAGAAAUGUAAAAUUCAUUGAAAAAUUAUGAAAUUCACUAGUUUUAUGAUUAAUUUAUCUUGAAUCAAUCGAUUAAUCGUAAGAAGAAUAUUAUUUUAAUCAAUGACUAUAGGUUUAACAAUUGUUCAUGAACAAAAAUGAAUUUCGAAAAUACUACUAGACACUACAGAGCUGCACAAAAAACGGGUUGCCCACUUGACUACCGCAGCAAAUGUUCGCUGUACGUUUGAACAGUUGUCACAUUUAUGCGCACGAUUAAGCCGCCCGCCGGUUAAUCCGCCCGUGGAUAAUCGACGUUUUAAUGUAUUCCGAGACUGCAAGGGAGAAAUGGCUGUGAGGCUGGAAAUAGACGAUCAGGGAUCGUCACGGUACGACGAAAAUCGCGAAUGACUUGAGCUGUCAAUUCUGUUAUAAAAUCUGACAGAUAAGCGAGAUAAUCGCGGUUCGUGUGCCAAGAAGAAAUAUGGUUUAAUCAAUUUCCAAAUGAAAUUAUUUAUUUCACAUUGUUUAUGCAAAAUAAAAUACAGGCGUCCCCCGAGUUACGACCCCUCGA
Anopheles merus is the source of this 3654-nucleotide messenger RNA. RefSeq names its product raf homolog serine/threonine-protein kinase Raf. The record is from RefSeq and is a predicted model, not a curated record. The coding region runs from base 455 to 2512 and encodes 685 amino acids. NCBI's taxonomy places the organism in Eukaryota, Metazoa, Arthropoda, Insecta, Diptera, Culicidae. The transcript is spliced from 4 exons. Gene Ontology annotation, biological process: signal transduction; protein phosphorylation. Gene Ontology annotation, molecular function: protein kinase activity; ATP binding.